Molecule: messenger RNA, 1071 nt
Organism: Cladocopium goreaui
Lineage: Eukaryota; Dinophyceae; Suessiales; Symbiodiniaceae
Source: the annotation of a GenBank genome assembly
AUGCGACCGCAGUACUGUUGCAAUACCAACGAAAAAUCUCGGGCUGCAACCCUCGCGCCUGCUGUUAACGAACCACUUGCCGGCAAUGGAAAGACUUUGCCAGAGUGGUGGAACUUCCUCGCGUUCCAACCAGCGCGACACAUCAACCAUGUUUUGCUCUUGACGUCAAAUUCUUUGUUGGGGCAAGAACAGGCUAUAAAGUGUAAGUAUGCUGUUGUGGCAGCAUCGACUACAGACAAUUCCCGUGUCAGCUUUGGUGAGCAGGCGUGGGGGUGGAAGGCUAGCUGUCAGCGGUUUGUCUAUGCUUGUUCAGAUGGGGAGGUUCAUGCUGCUGGUGGUGGCCUUAGAAACACUUUCAUCGAUCAAAACGGCGGAAACACGUACUGUGUAGAAAGAGCUGAUGCUUUGGGGUUUGGACACCAGAUUAAAUUUGUUGUUGACGUCUUGCAGCCUGAUACCAGUACUUGCCGCUUGUGCAAAAAGCAUCAAAAAGCAGUGGAUGAUGAUGACAGCGACGAGGCAAUGUCAGUUCUCUCCUCAGACGACGAUGGUUUCAUGCCAUGGGCAAAAACAAUACACGUGCGAAGGCGGCUGCUGCAAGAACUGCCCGUAGCCUCGGGUCUCUGGUGGUUGAAACGCACAGCACGGCGACGAACCUUGCUGCGCCUUGCAGAGGAGUGCGCUGCCUACGGCCCCCAGUUGCGUCGACGUUGUGCAGAACUGCGUGCAGCAGCUGCAAAGCGUCGACUUGAACUGCUGCGGACUGGGCAAAUGAAGGAGUAUGCUGCAAUGGUCCAAGAGACAAAGGAUCAGCGUUUGCAGGAAGUCCUGGACGAGACGAAGCGAAUCCUUGCUGAGCUGGGUGUCAGCAGCAGCGAGGAAAAGGAUUUCACGGAGAUUUGUUUGGAACAAAUCGUUCUGUUCUCGAUGUUUUCUUUGCCAGUCCCUCUCGGAGAGCGACUGAUGCCUCAUCAAGCAAAUGGACUUCGCUGGUUGGUGAGGCCUGGACCAAGGCCAAAAGGUUUACUGAAUCGCAACAACGAGAUCUCCACGGUUGCCCUCACUGUUUAG